Molecule: messenger RNA, 721 nt
Organism: Malurus melanocephalus (red-backed fairy wren)
Lineage: Eukaryota; Metazoa; Chordata; Aves; Passeriformes; Maluridae
Gene: RPL39
Product: ribosomal protein L39
Exons: 3
Biological process (GO): translation
Cellular component (GO): ribosome; cytosolic large ribosomal subunit
Molecular function (GO): structural constituent of ribosome
Source: RefSeq, a predicted model, not a curated record
UCCCAACUCCUGGCCUCUUGGAACUGCUUCCUCUUCCCUCAUAACUUGAAGUAUUGUUUUACAGCCCAGAACGAGACUUCGCCAGUAGCAGCUCCUCCCAAGCUAGCGAAUUUUAGCCAUAGCUGUUUUUUUGUAUUAAACCCAAAUAAACUCGCACAAACUCGCUCGGCCGCCGCCGUCCCUCACUGCGCGCGGGGCCUCCGGGCCGGCAGGGGGCGCUGCUCCCGCGCCUCCAUCGCCGGGACGCGCCGCCCCUUCCGCCUCUUCGGCCGCCGCCAUCGCCGGGACGCCGCGCAGCUCCGCGCCAUGUCGUCGCACAAGACGUUCAAGAUCAAACGCUUCCUCGCCAAGAAGCAGAAGCAGAACCGGCCCAUCCCGCAGUGGAUUCGCAUGAAAACCGGCAAUAAGAUCAGGUACAACUCCAAAAGGAGACACUGGAGGAGGACCAAACUGGGCUUGUAAGAGAGACUGUCAUGGGAGCUCUAAUGAACGCUGGUCUUUCUGUGUCAGAUCGAUAACACCCUCAAGUCAUUCCUUCUGCGGUGCUGGACUGCAGUCCCUAAUGCGGGGUUUUUAUAAGCUGGUCUGGGUUAUUGAUGUUAACUGGGAAAAUAUUUGUAUCUGAAACAGGCAGACUGUGUUCUAUUGGUGUCCUUUCUUUCAGGCACCACAAUGAGMAUUGACAAUGCACAGGCUUACUAAUAAAUAUGGACCUGAAUGA